Aspergillus bombycis is the source of this 1326-nucleotide messenger RNA. Its product is annotated as putative monooxygenase. The record is from RefSeq and is a predicted model, not a curated record. Gene Ontology annotation, molecular function: monooxygenase activity; FAD binding. Lineage: Eukaryota; Fungi; Ascomycota; Eurotiomycetes; Eurotiales; Aspergillaceae. The transcript has 6 exons. The coding region runs from base 1 to 1326 and encodes 441 amino acids. Gene Ontology annotation, biological process: secondary metabolite biosynthetic process.
AUGCAGCCAGUUCAUAAGAGCACAUCAGCUGUCAAGCUAAAUAUUGCGAUUGUAGGAGCUGGCAUUGGCGGCUUGUCAGCUGCCAUUGCCCUGGCUCAAGAUGGACAUCAUGUCACGGUUUAUGAGUCUACGCCAGAGCUAUCGGAGAUUGGUGCUGGUGUACAAAUGUCACCAAACGGUGUUCGCUACUGGCUCAACUGGGGCAUCAAUGAAGACCUAUGGCAAAAGUCUUCUCUACCGUCGGAAUUGAACAUGCGACGAUGGAAAGAUGGGGAGUUUAUCGCACGCACUGAGUUAAAUCCAGAUUUUGAGAAGAGGUUUGGGGCGCCAUACCUAGUAAUUCACCGCGCUGAGCUGCACAGUGUGCUUUAUGAGCACGCUCUCAAACAGGGCGUUGAGGUCAGAACUUCCAGUCGCGCUGUUGAUUACGACAUGGAUGCGCCAACAAUGACACUUGCAACGGGCGAAACCGUACGUCCGGACCUGAUAGUUGCAGUUGAUGGUAUCAAUUCGUUUGCCAGGACCAAACUACUAGGAACCACCACAAAAGGAGGCCCUCGGAAAACCGGGGUCGCUGCGUAUCGACUUAUCGUCGAGGUCUCAGAUCUCCUGGCGGAUCCAGAGACAGCAUGGAUUGUCUCUAAUCCGAACCUCAACCUUUGGCUAGGAAGCAAUUGCUCCGCCAUGACCUACAUGAUAUCUAAUGGAACUCGCCUGAACCUGGUGCUUUCGCACCCUGAUGCGAGUGAUACUUCAAACAUGUCCCAGGAAGAACUAACCGAGGAGAUGUUGUCGUAUUUUCAUAAUUGGGAUCCGAUGCUGAUGAAGAUUGUACGAAAGAAGAGAUCAAUUCAUAAUUGGCCCCUUUUUGAGGCAGACCCUCUCAAUAAAUGGGUUUCUGACUCUGGGAAAUUCAUUCUCAUUGGCGAUGCGGCCCAUGCCAUGGUGCCAUACUUAUCAAUGGGUGUUACUAUGGCCGUCGAGGAUGCAGCUACAUUAAGCAAAGCUCUCACAUAUGUGACUGACAAGCGUGAUCUUCCACUGGUACUCCAGCUGGUUGAGACGUUACGUAUUCGUCGGGCGAAACAAGUUCAGCAGGCGAGCCUUGCUAACGGGAGAGUUCUUCAUCUUUGCGAUGGCCCAGGGCAGGAGGCCAGAGACAAUGCAAUGCGGCCUUCCUUGGAAGGAAUACCGCUUGAGAAAAGCCCCUACGGCAUGACCGACCGAGAAACACAAGCCUGGUGUUAUGGACAUGACGUGCAGCUGGGUUUCGAGGAGGCCUGGGAGAAGAUUGCUAGCGAUCGCCGUGUUGACGCGUCGCUCUAA